GUAACGUCAUCCCGCCGGCGGAGGCGACAGAGUCUCGCAGGGUUCCGCGUGCCGCUACGCAGGUCGCGGGCUCCGAGGCAGCGAGUUUUCACGCUACCCGCCGAUUUGCCCUGGUCCGCUCACCUCGAGUCUUGUGAGGAGAUGGCAGACGAUCUUGGAGACGAGUGGUGGGAGAAUCAGCCGGCAGGACCAGCCAGCAGCCCAGAAUCAUCAGAUGGUGAAGGAGUAGGAGAAACAAAAAUGACUCAGAAGGAGACAGCUGCAGUUCCUGCAUCAUCAAAAGAACCCAAACAGUUUAAAGAAUGUUUCUUGAUACAACCAAAGGAAACAAAAGAAGAUGCCACCAAGACCAAGAAGAGGAAAAAGAAAAAAAUUACUGAUGUUCUUGCAAAAUCAGAGCCAAAACCAGGGACACCUAAAGAUCUACAGAAGCUGGUGAAUGACUAUUAUAGCAGUAAUCGCUCAGUGAUUGAAUUAGAAGAACUGAAUCUACCAGAUUCCUGUUUCCUCAAGGCCAAUGAUUUGACUCACAGUUUUUCAUCAUACCUAAAAGAAAUUUGUCCUAAGUGGGUAAAACUUCGGAAAAACCACAGUGAGAAGAAGUCGGUCCUGAUGCUGAUCAUCUGCAGCUCAGCCGUCCGAGCUCUAGAGCUCAUUAGGUCAAUGACAGCAUUCAGAGGAGACAGCAAAGUUAUGAAACUGUUUGCAAAACACAUAAAGGUCCAGGAGCAGGUAAAGUUGUUGGAGAAGCGUGUGGUGCAUCUGGGUGUAGGAACUCCAGGGAGAAUUAAAGAACUCAUUAAACAAGGUGGCCUUAACUUGAACCCCUUAAAGUUUCUGGUUUUUGACUGGAACUGGAGAGAUCAGAAGUUGAGAAGAAUGAUGGACAUUCCUGAGAUAAGAAAGGAGGUUUUUGAACUUAUAGAAUUGGGAAUACUCAACCUAUGCAAGUCAGAAUCCUUGAAGCUGGGCCUUUUCUAAUUCUGGAUCCUAAUGAAGACUCCAGUUUUCACAAUGGAAUUUGCAUCUUAUUUAAUGAUGUUGGCACAUUGCAAGUACUCAGUAAAUCAACUUAUUUUUUGUUAUAUUAGCUGCAUCACCAGGUGCAUCACUGGGAAUACUUGAUGGGGAGUCUCUGAAAGAAAUGAAUCUAUGUUUUUGCCUACUCCCUCAUGUAAUAAAGAAUCACCAGCUUGUGUGUGAA
Molecule: messenger RNA, 1204 nt
Organism: Heterocephalus glaber (naked mole-rat)
Lineage: Eukaryota; Metazoa; Chordata; Mammalia; Rodentia; Bathyergidae
Gene: Cmss1
Product: cms1 ribosomal small subunit homolog
Cellular component (GO): 90S preribosome; nucleus
Source: RefSeq, a predicted model, not a curated record